CCCGUUGCCAUGGCGCAGAGAAAAGGUGAGUCAUUGUAAACAAAGGCUCCCGUAGCAACCUCGCCCACACCCUGCCCUGCCCUGACACCAUUGUACUGCCAGGUCAAAGGUCAGGUCAACAUGGAGGUUACAGUCAAGACGGCGCCGCUGGUCAACGUCCGGGUCACUAGCAAUGUCAACAACUUCACGGCCGAGAAGAGAUUUGACCGAGCCUUGACCAUUGGCGACCUUAAGGGUCGUCUUGAGCUGGUGACGGGCGGAUCGGCAUCGUCAAUGGGCCUGGAGGUGUUUGAUGAGAACGAGAGCUUGGUGUGCCGAAUGGACAAUGACGAAGCACUCCUGGGGUCGUUCUGCGUCGAGGAGAACUAUCGGAUACAUGUGACGGACAGCUCCAAAAGGCAGGGAGAGUUUGAGGAUCUGUCUAAGGUCGAGAAAUAUGAGUUGUCGCAAGAGGAAUAUAGCAAGCGUGAUGACUCCGUUCGCUCCUUCCUCCUCAAGAACAAGCUGGGGAAGUACAAUGAGGAGGAGCUGAAGAAGAAGCAGGAGGAGAAGGAGGCUCAGGAGAAGGAGGAGGAGGAGAAGGCAAAGAGUAUUACUGUCGGAAGUCGCUGUCAGGUCAGAGUUCAGGGGGAGCCAACACGUCGAGGAGAGGUCAUGUUUGUUGGUCGAGUGCACUUCAAGCCUGGUCUCUGGGUCGGGGUGAAGUACGAUGAACCUCUUGGGAAGAACGACGGGAGCAUUGGAGGCAAGAGGUAUUUUGACGCAGCUCCGAAAUAUGGUGGAUUCACGCGACCGGCCUUCUGCGAGGUGGGCGACUUCCCCCCCAUGGAUGAAGAGGAGGAGGAGGAGGAUGAGAUGUAAAGAGGAGGAGGAGGAGGAGGAGGAAGGGAAAUGAAAGGAGAGGAAAUUAUGUGAAGUAGAGAAGAAGGAAACAUUGGAAGAGGAAGAGGAAGAAAGAGGAGGAGGAGGAAGAGGAAGAGAUAUACCAAUAAGAAGAUCUAUGGAGGAAGGAAAAAGAAGAAGAAGAAGAAUCUCAGAUAGAAAAUGAUAAAGAAAAUAUUAAA
Molecule: messenger RNA, 1064 nt
Organism: Eriocheir sinensis (Chinese mitten crab)
Lineage: Eukaryota; Metazoa; Arthropoda; Malacostraca; Decapoda; Varunidae
Gene: TBCB
Product: tubulin-folding cofactor B-like
Exons: 7
Coding region: 121-861 (246 amino acids)
Biological process (GO): cytoplasmic microtubule organization; tubulin complex assembly; post-chaperonin tubulin folding pathway
Cellular component (GO): nucleus; cytoplasm; microtubule plus-end
Molecular function (GO): alpha-tubulin binding; microtubule plus-end binding
Source: RefSeq, a predicted model, not a curated record